GCGGGCCUAGGCCGCGGCUCCUCCCCGCCCAGUUGCGGACGGAGACCGAGGCAGGAGGAGGAAGGAGAAGAGGCAGCAAAGGCAGCACUCGCUCCGGAGGCCCCGCGCUCGGACCCCAGAAAUGCCCUUCAAAGGACUGUGCAAAACACCGAGGAGGGUGCUGUGAUGUCUGAAACUGUGCAGAGGGGCUGCUCUCUGAAGCAUUUUGUAGGUGCCAAAGACCCGGUUGGCCACUGUGUGGGGCGAGACAAGUGGGUGCAGGAGCCCCAGCGGAGGGCUGAGAUGGACUGGCUGUGACGGCCUGCCGCAGGUGGAGGAGCAGGGAGUUAUGAUGAAGAGUUCCUGCCGAGCUGGACUCCACCGGGAACUGCUGAAUUCCACAUCCUCCACAUUCCACCCAGUCAAACGAAUAUCUGGCAUGCACUUAAAGCCAUAUCUCAAGUUGCAGAAGAAGGAGCGGUCUCUUGACUUAAGCCUGGACUCCCCACGAAACCCACCCAUGAGCCAGCAAAGGGGGGCCAGUGAAGAGGAGCCUGCCAGCGCUUCGCCGAGCCUUUUCCCCAGUCCUUCUCUCCGAAAGCCCCUGCGUGGCAUCUCCCCCAACAUCCUCUGCGUCAGGAACAACAGCCAAAGCCAUGCGGAGGGACCCAGCGUCAAGGAGAGGAGAGCCGCCCAGCCUGCCACCAUUCACCAGGGCGACGACGGGGAAGCACCCCUCGAUAUUUGGGCGGUCGUGAAACCGGGGAACACCAAGGAGAAGAUUGCCUUCUUUGCCGCCCAGCCGUGCAGUGACCACAGGGUGUCCUCCAUGAAGAACAAAAGCAGCUGGGACAUCGACAGGAGGGCGACGAAGCGGAGGAAAAAGUCCCUCGAUAUCAAAAGGGCCAAGGUCCACCUGGAAAAGAUGAGAGAAGCCAGCGGGAGGUGCCACCAGCCUGAGCCAUUUGCCUGCAGCAUUGAGCACUGCUCCGUACAUAAUGUGAAUGAAGUCGGGGAGGGGGGCUUCCCGGGCCGGCCCCUGUCGGUUGUCGAGAUGGUCGCUUUCCUGGAACAGAGAGCCAGCCUUUUGCUGGGCGGCUGCGCCAAAAAUUGCCCCAGUGCCUCUGCCGUGAUCAGAUUCCCAGGGCAGCCCAAAGCCACUGCCCCUUCUACCCCCGGAUCUUUCUCUGCCGUCGGAGCUGAUGAGUCGCCGUCUGAAAAGGCACCCUGCCGAGGAAAUGGCGGAGGUGGCGGCGGCAGUGACGGCGGGCCACAAGCCGAGCCGGUGCGUGUUUUGGAAAUGGUCGCAAAGCUUGAAUCAGAGUGCCUGAGGCGCCAGAGCGAGCGAGAGGCAGGGAGCCUGUCCCGGAACAACAGCUUCCGGCGGAACGUGGGGCGGGUCCUUUUGGUGAGCGGAACAGCACCCGAAAAUGGUGCCGAGAAGGUGUCCUCUGUUGGGCAGGAAGAGCACAACGACGAGGGGGUAGGAGAGCAAUGGAAAUCGCAACACAGCUCUUCAGCAGAAGACAGCGGGUGGGAAGGUCUGCCCCCUGGCCAGCCAUCUCCAUCCGUUGGUGCCCCAGAAGUGAGGAAAGACAUUCAUCUUGAUCAAGGAAACUCAGAUAGUCCAAUGAUCCCCAGGCCCUCUCACCUUCCAACAUAUCCAGCCCUAGCUCAGGCGUGCCCACAUUCCUUGUGUAGCAAGAACACCGUUCUUAGCAGCACAUCUCAAGAGCCAGUUUCGAAUUCAAACAUCCGUGUGACAGAAUCUGUGAGUAUUUGCAUAUCAGUCGCUAGGACGGAGAAAGGUCGCAGGAAGAGCCAACCUUCCGACUCCAGCUUUGGUGAAGACGCCGUGCCGGGGAGAUUAUUUUUGCUGCUUUCUGAGUGUGGAAUCUCUCCAGAGCGCCCUUCGGAAGAACGUGAAGCGGAUGGUGCUCAAGGCCAGGAACUCAUUUCCGCUCGUUGCGUUUCCAGCGAAUUUCCCGAACUCCCUUCAGAGGAGAGCGCUCUGCAGACGCUCGGUUCUUCCGCUCUGAAGAGGCAGCGGUCGCACGACUUCUUGGAGACCCGCUUCAAGAUCCAGCAGCUUCUGGAGCCCCAGCAGUACCUGGUUUUCCUGCCCCACCACAUCAUCGUCAAGAUCUUUGCCUUGCUGCCCACCCGGAGCCUGGUGGCCCUCAAAUGCACUUGCGUCUACUUCAAGUUCAUCAUCGAGUACUACAACAUCCGGCCGGCGGAUUCCCGCUGGGUCCGAGACCCCCGCUACAGGGAAGACCCCUGCAAGCAGUGCAAGAAGACGUACUCUCGGGGGGACGUCUCUCUCUGCCGGUGGCACCCCAAACCCUAUUGCCAAGCGCUCCCCUACGGCCCCGGGUACUGGAUGUGCUGCCACCGGUCCCAGAAGAGUGUCCCCGGGUGCAAGUUGGGUCUCCACGACAAUCACUGGGUCCCCGCCUGCCACAGCUUUAACCGCACGCUUCACAAGAAAUCCAGGGAGUCGGAGGAGGACUGUUAGGGCAUCCUUGCGAGAGCCACGAGCUUUGGUGGUAGGACGAGGAGGAGGAGGACUCCACGCCUUGUGUGAUGUUUACACUGUAAAUAGUUUGUGGGUGGUUGUUUCCUUUUUUUUCCCUUUCCACAGGGCUACGAAACUGCACAUAUUUUUUGAAUCACAAAAGCCUUUUGACCUUUUUAGAGGACACGUCGUGUGUUAAGGCCAUCUCUGUACAGAAAUAAAAGCUCUCAAAUCUCUUUUUUUUGUCCCCGAGAGUGUCGAACAAGCAUUAAUUUUGCUACAACGCAGGUAUUGGAGAGUGUUGCGGCUACAAGUCCCGUCUUUUAAAGUGUCUCGUUCUCAGUCUGUGUAUAUCCUGUAUAAAGUAUACAUACGUAUAUAUAAAUAUAUAUAAAAUAUAUAUAUAUAAAAUAUAUAUAUUAAAAAUUGUUUCUGAAAGGAAACUCUAAAUAGAUGAAAAAAAGAACAAAUCUUCGGAAAAAAAGAUGGUUUAACUGGACAACUUAAAACUAGACUUAGAACAAAUAUUUGUGAUAUCAUAGGGUGGGAACUGAUCAAAAGAGGAAUAUUGUGUAGGGAAAGAGUUUUAAGAAGAGCUCUGGUCUACUGUGCCCACCUUGCCUGGUUUUCUGUUUAUUUUGUUUUUUUACUUAAAUAAAAUGUGCAUUCUCA
Molecule: messenger RNA, 3169 nt
Organism: Anolis sagrei ordinatus
Lineage: Eukaryota; Metazoa; Chordata; Lepidosauria; Squamata; Anolidae
Gene: FBXO34
Product: F-box protein 34
Molecular function (GO): protein binding
Source: RefSeq, a predicted model, not a curated record